Hyaloscypha bicolor E is the source of this 2769-nucleotide messenger RNA. RefSeq lists its product as uncharacterized. The transcript is spliced from 3 exons. NCBI's taxonomy places the organism in Eukaryota, Fungi, Ascomycota, Leotiomycetes, Helotiales, Hyaloscyphaceae. Gene Ontology annotation, cellular component: nucleolus; TRAMP complex. The record is from RefSeq and is a predicted model, not a curated record. Bases 18 to 2414 code for a protein of 798 amino acids. Gene Ontology annotation, biological process: RNA 3'-end processing. Gene Ontology annotation, molecular function: poly(A) RNA polymerase activity; mRNA binding.
AACCACCUCUCGAAAGCAUGACCAGGACCAAACGACGCAACAACGACAACAUGUCGAGACAGCCCCCCCUUCCCCCAGGACUGCCUCCUAGGCCACGCAAUGGAUACGGUAAUGGUGAUUCAUACCGCCCCCAGAGCGACAACUACUACCGUCAGGAACCCGAGCAAGUGUACCAGUUUCGCGGCGCCGCCCAGAACUCGUACAGGCCUUCGUACGAUCAGCCUUCGUAUGACCAAAGACCUCGUCACGAGAACUACCCUCCUGGCAUUUCCCCACCUCGUGGUCCUGCGACCGGUUCGUAUCGUGAUCGCCCGACCGAGUUCAGCUUCCGUCAUGAUGCGCCACCAGCCCUUGACUUCCAGGCUUCUUCCCGACUACGAUCUCCACCGCGUCAGCGCACUAAUCUUCAAGACAGCAAUGGCGGCUACCGUGGUCGUGCUGACAAUGCCAACAACAAUCGGGGCGCGACGCGAGGCGGCUAUCGUGGUCGUGCUGGCCCCAGAAUGGCAUCAGACCGAGAAUUCCUCAGAGGCAAUCGUGCUCCUACACCUGAAUUGAUGCCAGGCAUGGACGAUGAUCAAGGAAACGCGAUCAAAUAUGUGCCAAUGGAAGAUGUUUCCGACAGUGAUGAAGCUGAGAUGAAUCUGUCCGACAGCGAAGGUGCUGAACCGAAGAAGAAGCAAGCCAGAACCGAUGCUAUCAAGGUUGCAGAUGGCGACAGUGUUCCGAAAUGGUCAAACCCUGAUCCGUACACGGUUCUGCCUCCUCUCGAUGAAUCUCAGCGAAAGAAGAAGGACGUUGUCAAGCUGAUCAGAAAGGCUCGCGUUACGUCCUCUUAUGAGAACAUAAACAAGACCGAAGCAGUGACUGAUGAUUUCAUUUCCUUUGGCUUCGAUGGCGAUGGUCAGGAUGAUAACAGUAUGCUGGCUCAGCGGCCUGGAAAUGGGGUCGAGGGUGCUCCGACAGGUCCAAGGCUCAGGCAUCGCGACAACACACACAAGCAAGAACAACAGUCUGGUUCCCCGAACCAGUUUCGUGAGAAUCAACCGGCUCAAGGCACCAAACAAAUUGACAACGAUUCUAAGCUGCAGCCGCCAGCAGCUAAGACCAAGCCUUUGAAUGAGAAGCCUCCUCAGCACCAACUUCCCAAUAAGCCUCCUCAAAACCAACUUCCCACCAAGCCAGCCGCACACAUCGAUCUGACACCGAAUCCUGAUUUAGGUAACCGCAAGCGCACCAUCAGAGAUGAGAUCAAAGGCCCUCUCAAGGCACCGCCAAUGAUCCAUUCCAGUGGAGGAAAGAAACCAGCUGCCACUGGUGAGAUCGUGAAGGAAUGGAGAGUCCAACAUGACGUUUCGCCCACCCCGUGGCUGUCCAUUGAUCAUUCCGAUUCUGCUAACAUGGGUGUCUGGCUUCACAAGGAAAUCAUGGACUUUUACCAUUUCGUUAAGCCUCGUGAUUUUGAGCAGUUCAUUCGCACGCAGCUCGUUGAACAGCUUCGCAGCAAUGUAAAACAAUUCUUUGAAAGAUACGCAGAUAUUCGUACGUUUGGUUCGUUCCCAGCCGGGCUGUACCUCCCUACGAGCGAUAUGGAUCUGGUCUGUGUUUCAGACACUUACAUGAAGGGCGGGAACCAGAUUCUGGGUAAAAAGAACAGUCUCUUCAAAUUCUCCACAUUCUUGAAAGAGUGCAACCUAGCCUUGAAUGGAAAGACUGAAGUCAUCCCCAAGGCCAAAGUCCCUCUUGUCAAAUUUGUUGACAGAGUUACGGGUCUCAGAAUCGAUGUGUCCUUCGAAAAUGAUACCGGCUUGAUCGCGAAUAGGACAUUCCAAGAUUGGAAGGCUACCUUUCCGGCAAUGCCCAUUCUCGUCACACUGAUCAAGCAUCUCCUUGCCAUGAGAGGUCUCAACGAGCCGGUCAACGGAGGUAUCGGUGGAUUUUCGGUAACCUGUCUUGUCGUAAGUCUUCUCCAGAAUAUGCCACAAGUUCAAAGCGGAAGCAUGAUCCCCGAGCAUCACCUCGGUGAGAUCCUCAUGGAGUUCUUGGAUUUGUAUGGCAAUCAGUUCAACUAUGAACACACGGCGAUUCAAUUGAACCCCCCAGGAUACAUUCCGAAGGCCGAUGCAAACAUCCCGUACAAGAACAAGCUCGCCAUCGUCGAUCCUAAUAGAUCCAGCAAUGACAUCGCUGGUGGAUCCUCCAACACGGAAACAAUCCUGAAGUGCUUCUCUAAAUCCUACGACGCUUUGCAGAAGCGGAUGGGUGAAUUGCAGUAUGCUGCUGAUCGCCGGAAUCAGAGCAUCCUCGGAUGCAUUCUUGGUGGCAACUACACCUCCUUCAAACUCCAACGCGAGCAUCUUGCUCACGUUCACGAUAACCUCUAUGGUCCCGUUGACCGCACUCAGUUCGAGUAGAGGCUUGAUUGGUGUUUCCACCCUCUUUUCCACCCCGGAAGGAACGAUAUCUUGAGGAUCAUGAUAUCGUCAACAUUGAUAUGUGAUGCGUUAUGAAAGGGCUUGCAUUUGCACUACGGCGUACGGACAAAGAUGGAAUGAUACCCCUGGCGUUUUUCCGUCGUGAGCCUGUACAAUAGCUAGAGAGAUUUGCUUCCUGGCUUCAUUUUAUUGCGUUCCCUCACUAAAGACACCUUUCGCGACUGACCUGCUUUUAUAGUGAUCGAGUCCCAGUUCUUGCCAAUCGAUGACAGACGAGACGAUCGAUCACUUCCAUAAAGUCAAUACAAGAAUUCAAGUCGCUCGUUCCUCAAAU